ACUUUGGUGAUCCUGUACAACUGCUCAUUACUGCACCCAUACAAACUAUUAAUGAACUUGAGCUGAUUUUAUUUUCCAAAAAUAUGAACAUAACACAUGGGUACACUCAGUUCUGAACUCAACCACUAGCACCUUAAUACGAAUAAUGGAUCAGAGAUAGUGAGUACUCCGUGUGCUCGGUCUCAUACUUCCCAUUGUUGCUAUCAUGGUUUAAAUUUUGCGGAGUAUGCACAAGUGCCAGUCUUCACCAGCAAUAUUUUGUUAGUCCUGAGUGUAGCAAUGUAUGCAGGAUAUGCUUCCCGCUAAAGCACCAGCAGCAGCUAAGAAGAUUGAAGAAUCCAAUAAGCCAUCUACUGAAGUGAAGAAUUCUGCGGUUGCUACUGCACAAAAGAAAAACCAGGAAUUGGACGGCUUUGAUAGUGAUUCUGAUGAUUCAUCAGAUGAGGAUAUGGCCACUAAAAGACCAGUAGCCAAGAAAGUGGUAGAAUCCAGUGAAAGUUCUGAUUCUGACUCUGAGGAGGACACCACUGCUAAACCAGUUCAAUCUUCCAAGGCUGUUGCUGUUAUAAAGAAUCUAGUGAUAGCUCAGAUUCUGAAGAAGAUACCACUGCUAACACAGUUUCUGUAAAGAAAGAAGAAUCUAGUGGUAGCUCAGAUAAUGACUCGGAUUCAGAUUCUGAUGAACCAGCAAAAUGUACUAUUCCUUCUAAGAGGCCUCUGACAACAGAGAAAAAGAGUGAAUAUGUAUGCAUUAUUUUUUA
Triticum aestivum (bread wheat) is the source of this 761-nucleotide messenger RNA. RefSeq names its product nucleolin 2. NCBI's taxonomy places the organism in Eukaryota, Viridiplantae, Streptophyta, Magnoliopsida, Poales, Poaceae. The record is from RefSeq and is a predicted model, not a curated record. The coding region runs from base 284 to 628 and encodes 114 amino acids. The transcript has 6 exons.